Messenger RNA from Purpureocillium lilacinum, 1440 nucleotides. RefSeq lists its product as uncharacterized. Gene Ontology annotation, biological process: glucosylceramide catabolic process. Lineage: Eukaryota; Fungi; Ascomycota; Sordariomycetes; Hypocreales; Ophiocordycipitaceae. Gene Ontology annotation, molecular function: glucosylceramidase activity. The record is from RefSeq and is a predicted model, not a curated record.
AUGCUCGUGUCGCUCGUCAUACUGCAAGCCGCGGGCGCGCUCGCCUCGCUGCAGCGCCGCGCCGGCGCCUCGGCGUGGAGCUCGUCGGCCGACGGCAAGUACAAGCUCAGCCAGGUGGACGCGCCGUCGCUGGGCGGCAGCAACCCCGGCCUCGACACGUGGGACCUGACGAUUGCGGACAAGACGGGCCUGCGGCAGACGAUCAAGGGCUUUGGCGCGUGCGUCACCGACGGCACGGUGACGGCCUUCAAUAAGCUGCCGGCGGACCAGCGCAGCGCGCUGCUCAAGGACCUGAUGGGCCCGGACGGGCUCAACUUCAACCUCAUGCGCCACACCGUCGCCAGCUCCGACCUGUCGGCGGACCCGGCGUACUCGUACGACGACAACGGCGGCAAGCCGGACACGGGCCUAUCGGGCUUCAACCUGGGCGACCGCGGCAACGCCAUGGUGUCGAUGCUGGCCGAGAUGCGCCGCCUGCAGCCGGACCUGACGAUCCUGGGCUCGCCGUGGGCGCCGCCGGGCUGGAUGCAGCUCGACGGCGUCAUCACGGGCACCACGACCAACAACAACCUCAACCACCAGUACGUCGACGCCUACGCGCAGUACUUUGUCAAGUACCUGCAGGCGUACGAACAGGGCGGCGCACAUAUCGACGCCAUCACCAUCCAGAACGAGCCGCUCAACAGCCGCGCCCAGAUGCCCACCAUGUACAUCUUUGCCGACGAGUCGGGCGCGCUGAUCCGCGACAACGUGGGGCCGGCCAUCAAGAAGGCGGGUUUGAAGACGCAGGUCUGGGCGUUUGACCACAACACGCAGGACUACGACUACCCCGAGACCGUCGUCAACAUGAACGGCAAGGACACGGUGCAGGCGGCGGCGUGGCACUGCUACUCGGGCAACGACCCGUCGCACUGGCAGCCGCUGUCGCGGUUCCACGACCAGUUCCCGGACCGCGAGCAGUACAUGACGGAGUGCUGGACGGCCGUGGGCACGACCGAUUGGGUGCACUCGUCGAGCUUCGCGCUGCUGCCGCUGCAGAACUGGGCCAACGGCAUCAUCGCGUGGGCGCUGGGCAGCUUCUCGGGCGGCGGGCCCGUCAUCAGCGGCGGCGACGCCUGCGGCAUCUGCACGGGGCUCGUGACGGUGGACCCCAGCGGCGGCUCGUACAGGAAGGAGGUCGACUACUAUAUGAUGGGCCAGUUCAGCCGCUUCAUGCCCAAGGGCGGGCGCGCGCUCGCCGGCACGGGCAGCUACCUGUACGGCGACGGCACGGGCGUCGAGUCGGUGGCGACGCUCAACCCGGACGGGACGCGCACCGUCGUGAUUCAGAAUCGGUACGACCACGACAUUUGGGUGCAGCUGGGGACCGAGGGCGACGGCAAGUGGAGCGGCCGGGCGUAUGCCAAGGCCGUGACGACGUGGGUGCUGCCCAAGGCGUGA